This is a messenger RNA of Antrostomus carolinensis (chuck-will's-widow), 2154 nucleotides long. RefSeq names its product zinc finger protein 750 (gene ZNF750). The record is from RefSeq and is a predicted model, not a curated record. The transcript is spliced from 2 exons. Bases 1 to 2154 code for a protein of 717 amino acids. Gene Ontology annotation, molecular function: promoter-specific chromatin binding; RNA polymerase II cis-regulatory region sequence-specific DNA binding; DNA-binding transcription activator activity, RNA polymerase II-specific. NCBI's taxonomy places the organism in Eukaryota, Metazoa, Chordata, Aves, Caprimulgiformes, Caprimulgidae. Gene Ontology annotation, cellular component: nucleus. Gene Ontology annotation, biological process: epidermis development; positive regulation of transcription by RNA polymerase II.
AUGAGUCUCCUCAAAGAACGUAAACCAAAGAAGCCUCAUUACAUCCCAAGACCACCAGGAAAGCCAUUUAAGUACAAGUGCUUUCAGUGCCCCUUUACUUGCAAUGAGAAAUCCCACCUUUUUAACCAUAUGAAGUAUGGCCUCUGCAAAAACUCUAUCACUUUAGUAUCAGAGCAGGAUCGUGUUAUCAAGUGUCCAAAGACCAGUUCCUUGGAGCCCAAACAGAUCAAUCAGCUUGAAUCUACAGUCAAACCAACUUCUUCUAAAUCUGUCACAAAUGGACUGUCAAAUCUCGAUUCAAAGCCUCAAUAUCCUUUUGCAAAAGAAGACGCCAAGGAAAACGUUGAAUUACAAAACCAGGCAACAAACACAACAACUCAAGGACAAAAACCUGCGAUUCAGAAGGAAUUAACCCCUAGCAGCACUACAACAGAAAGUGCUAUCAGCAUGCAGCCGCUUUUGGACAGCAUUGGAAGGCCCUCGGCUUUUGUUCCUGUAGGAGAACACAGAGAUAGUAAAGACCCAGAAACUAAUGAAGUAUCUGAAAUUAUAUCUCUCUCUAACAAAAGUUCACCUUUUCACACUAAGUCUGCAUUUCAUGCACCAAGUCACCCAUGGAAAGCAGGUUCUCCUUUCCUUCCAGAGUUCCCACAUAAAGUCACACCCACAAAAGGCUUUGGUUCCAUUUCACCUUACAUGCAACCGAUGAUUCCUGAGUACUCGCCCCAUUUUUAUGAGCAUAGGCUGGCUAUCUACACACCUUACUUGCUUCCAGGUAAUUCAGAGUGUGAAAGCUCUGCUCUGUCUGUCUAUGGCACACAAGAUCAAAGACACUUUCUUCCCCACCCUGGGCCACUUCCAAAACCCAUAAAUCCAUCAGCAUAUGAACACUAUCGAUUGUUCCAACAAUACCAUUCCACUCCUCCAAUACCAUACGGAUUUUGUAGGCCAACAGAUUCUCCAUUUUACAGAUUUUCACAUGUAGCUGGUAUUAACAGAGAUCAAAAUUCUCAUCUAAUGGAAGAAACUACCUUGCUGUACCCAGCUUCUUUAAGCCCAUCCCAACAAUACCCUCUAAGCUCACACAAAAAACAAGCAGAUUAUGAAAAAGAAAUUACAUUAUUGCAUGCCAAAAGUCAUUCCAAAGAUGACCAAAAUGAAAGAGAGAAUGCUAAAAUGAGCCCUCUCGCAGGAAGUGCAGCAACAGGCUCCCCUGGCAGACCCAGCCCAACCAACUUCACACAGACAAGCCAUGCAUGCGAAGGCUUAUUUGACCUCUCUAACAAGUCAUCUUCAACAUCACUUGGCAAGUAUGAUCAACCAGAAGAAAACUUCACAGCUUUCAGACCUGUGAGAAAAAGUACUGAUCAACCAACUCUACUUCAAAGUGUGCAGACACAGCAAGAUAGAGGAGAUUCACCUACCAGCAUUAACGUCACUGAUGAAGACUCACAUGCACAAAAUGAAUGUCAUAACAACGAAGGCUCACUGUCCAACAUGGAAGAAGACACAGGGACAGUUCCCCUUAAUCUUUCAAAAAAGGCUGACACAAACACAGGACUUAUUCAUGAGCAUGCAUACAAAACCACAUCCAAACCAGAAAGUCAGAACUUUCUAGAAUUGCAAGACAUGCCUCUGAACCUCUCGGUAAAAGAUUCUUGUAACACAGUAAGCCUGAAAACAUCAUUCCACGGUCCAUCUCACAAUAACUCUGCUACUCCUCCAAACACCGACAAUGAAACUUCUGGAGCAGGUGCAUGUAACCCCAAGAACUCUGUUAACCCUGCCAGCGACAGAUCUUCUUUCACAGCUCACUGUAAUGAAGCUCAAGACUUAAGGAUAAUUGACAGCUGUGAUGAACAGAAACAAACAGCAGCUGUAGCUCUCUGUCAGCUAGCUGCAUACAGCCCGAGCAAAGUCAGAAUGGACAACGAAGGGCAGAGUCCUCAGGACAGUAACGCUUCAUGUACAGAAGCUGCUCUUAAUUCUUUGGAUACUCAGGAUACUCAGGAUACUCAGUGCAAUCAAAAAGGAAAAGGACAAAAAAGGACAAAUCAGAAAGAAUCAGCAAAAUCACAGCAAGGUGCUAAAAGAGUAAGGCCAAAUGACUGUAGCAGAGUCUUCACUUUAAGGAAGAGAACAAGGGUAUCUUAA